Symbiodinium natans is the source of this 1593-nucleotide messenger RNA. Lineage: Eukaryota; Dinophyceae; Suessiales; Symbiodiniaceae. The record is from the annotation of a GenBank genome assembly.
AUGCCCAGUCCGGCAUGCGAUGAGUCAAGUGCCGACAUGGAAGAGUGGCUUGUGUCCUUAUUGGACCACAAGUUUGCACAGCAAGAGGCUGUGAUUCGCGGGUUGCUUGAGCGAAAGCCUGAAGAUCGGAGCUUUCCGGACAGAUCGGCAUCAAACAUCUCUCCCACCGGCGUGGGUUCUCCAAGCAACGAGGAGGAUUCUCAAAGUGAUGCGGUAGCUCAACCCAUAAUUACCCUCAGAAGUGAUGCCACCAGCGAUGCCGGCACUUCUUCUCGAAGGCCUGAAAUGGUCAGGAAGAACACGGCAACGCUAGGAGCUGCGAUUAUGAUAGAGCGGUGGGAUCCGGAUCCACCAUGGAAAUCCUUCAUCAAGAAGCGGCUAGACGGAUACAUGGGAAUGGUGGUGAUCAUCAACAUGAUCUUUAUGGUCCUUAUGACGGAGUGGAUAGGCUCCCGAGCAGAGGUCGAUUUGAACUUAAGUCAAGAUCCUUGGCCAUUCUUUACGCAGGGAUUCUUCGACAUUUCCGAGUACUGCUUCUUCAUACUCUACGUCGCUGAUGUUGCGAUUCGGGUGGCUGUGCUCCGGAGGGAGUGGUUUUACGAUCCGCAGGAGGGCUUCAUGUACUUAAACCUCUUUGAUGCUGGUCUAGUGGGUCUCAGCACCAUUGAGCUCGUCAUCCUACCUGCAGCGUUGUCAGCUGGCGGAAACAAUGAAUUUCAGGCAAGUGCGAUCCGAAUAUUGAAGUUGAUGCGGAUUUACAGGACUUUGCGUGUUGUCAAAACCAUGCAUGUCUUUCGGCAGCUGAAGCUAUUGGUCAGAACCUGUGUUGCAAGCAUAGGGGCCUUGUUCUGGUCACUGGUACUUCUGCUCCUGUUGAACAUAGCAUUUGCACUGAUGAUCUCCCAAGCGCUCCAGACUUUCAUUUUAGACGACUCAGCAGAUAUGGACGCACGGCUUCAGAUGAAUGAUUGGUAUGGGAGUUUUACAAAGUCCUUCUACACCAUUUUUGAAGUGACUCACAGUGGUUCAUGGCCAUCACGUGUCCGACCAGUUCUUGAGUCGGUGGACCCAUGGUACGCGGCCCUGUUCUUACCUUACAUUGCAUUGGUAGUUUUUGCAAUCAUACGGGUGGUGACCGCCCUGUUCAUUAAAGAGACAUUGGCUAGCGCCGCAAAUGAUGCGGAGCUGGUCAUCGAAGAAACCAGGAGAUAUGCUCUGGAGUACCAAAAGAAGUUGGAGGAACUUUUCAGGUUUGUGGAUGAAGACGGCAAUGGGCAGUUGUCUCCGGAGGAGUUUGUAGAAGCCAUGAGCUUGCCAAGCGUGCAGCAGUACAUGAAGUUCCUGGACGUCAGCGUUCGAGAUGUGCGCCCUCUUUUCGACAUCCUCUCUGAGGGCGACGGUCUCAUCACCAUCGCCGAGUUCUGCAAAGGCCUCAUGCAGCUUAAAGGGCAGGCGCGGGCCCUGGACAUCAUCAUGUUGCAGCACGAAAACUCGAAGCUGAUGAAAAGGUGUGAGGACAUUCAUCGCAGUGUCCGCAGGGUAUGCAAGGCCAUAUCUACUACCUCUUGGGCGGGACGUCUCCAAGAGACCUGA